UUUCCCAGGAACCGCCAACCUUAUUACAGACCAACGACCUAUCAAUUUUUACUGCAAAUUAUGCUUCAGCAUUAACAAUAAUUAAUUAUAUAAUAAUUAUUUUUUGUGGAAUAAGUAUUCAAAUACAUGUUUAUCGUCAUUGUAAAGGUGUAGAAAUGACUCAAUUACGUAAUAUGAAUAAACAAUUAAGUAUUGUUUUGGGGGCACAGGCUAUUCUUCCUUUAUUACCUUACCUCUCCAGUUUAUUCUCCAAUUUAAAUGUUUUAUUUAAUUUGCCUGGUUUACUUUCUUCGUCUAUUGCGAUAUUCUUUAGUUCUAGUUUGGGAUCUUUAGUUGCUUUUUUAAAUCCUAUUGUAUGAUUAUUUAUAUUUUUUAAAUUA
Meloidogyne enterolobii is the source of this 380-nucleotide messenger RNA. The record is from the annotation of a GenBank genome assembly. Lineage: Eukaryota; Metazoa; Nematoda; Chromadorea; Rhabditida; Meloidogynidae.